Molecule: messenger RNA, 1716 nt
Organism: Acytostelium subglobosum LB1
Lineage: Eukaryota; Evosea; Eumycetozoa; Acytosteliales; Acytosteliaceae
Exons: 2
Coding region: 1-1716 (571 amino acids)
Biological process (GO): intracellular signal transduction
Molecular function (GO): guanyl-nucleotide exchange factor activity
Source: RefSeq, a predicted model, not a curated record
AUGGAUCAUACACAGCUUAGUAGUGACAAUGUAUUGAUGAUUGGUGCUGUUGGUCUUGCAGUAAAUCAACAAGAUACAACAUCAGCUGCAUCGACAACAAGUACAUCAUCAACUAAAAAUGUUGAGCCAACAACACCAAAGUCGUCCGCAACUACCUCUUCUUCUUCACCAUCGUCAUCACCUUCAUCAACUGUGCUUCGACCUGUUAGACCAGCACCUUCGCCACCAAUCCCACCUAGAUCAAGCACCGGUGCACCUCCAGUAGUUCCACCAAGAAAGUCAUUGGAUAGUCUUGGUUCAAGUGUCACCUCAGCGGACGCGUCACCUCCCCCUGCAAGACCACCCAAGCCACUGUCCUCACCAGGUCACAUCACAACUCACACAAGCUCACCUGCAUCGCCAUCACAGUCAACACCUCCAGCAUCACCAUUGCCAGCAACCAAGACGUCUCCUCCACCAAAGACUCCUCCUCCACCACCAACAUCCUCAUCUUCAUCAUCCCCUCAGACACAGCCAUUGCCACAACCAGUAGACAAUGCAGCCAAGAAUGAACAAGAGAAGAUCAAGCAACAGAAACCUGGCACAACCAAGGCUGGCAUGUCGACACUCCGCGGAAUAUUGGGCUCAGCAAUGAAGAACUUUACUGGUGGAGCACAGCCAUCGGCUGAGGCAAAGGAGCGACAGACCAAGAGGAAUCAUGUGGCCAAGGAGAUCUUGACCACGGAGGAAACAUACGUCAGCAAGCUAAAGGUAUUGGUCGAGGUCUAUUACAUCCCUCUCAAGGCGGCCACAGAGAACAAACACCCGCCCAUGACACUGGAGCAGGUCAACGCCAUCUUCUCCGAGAUCGUCACCAUCUACAACUACAACUCCCACCUGCUCACAUCGCUGCAACAACGCAUCAAAGAAGGCGUCGCUGCACCAAUCCUCGGCGACCUGUUCAUCUCGAUCACCGACUUCCUCAAGACUUACACCUCGUACACCAACAACUACACCAACGCUCUCGAGACACUGCAACGUGUGCGCAAGAACCCGAGCGUCGACGCGCUACUUCAGACCUUUGCCCAGAACCCCGCGUGUGGCGGUCUGGACCUGUCGUCGCUGCUGAUCAUGCCCAUCCAGAGGAUACCCAGGUACAACCUGUUGCUCUCUGAGCUGAUCAAGUACUCGGACACAAACACCAGCGAGUAUCAGCAGCUGACCAAUGCUUUGGACAAGAUGAAGAAGCUGGCCACAAGCAUCAACGAGAACAAGCGCGAGUCUGAGUUGUUGACCAGGAUGUUUGACAUCCAGUCCAACCUGGAGGGCUUCAAAGACGGCGACUUUAUCUGUCCCGCCAGGAAGCUCAUUGCCGAGGAAGUGUUUGAGGAGCGCGUACUCAAGGCUGGCUCGGGCAACCGCGACAGCAUAUCAAAGUCACAUUCACUGCGCUACGUGCUCUGCACGGACAUUCUGUUGCGUACCAAGCAAAAGGGCAAGAAGCUGCAGGUCAAGGAGGUGUUCUCACUCAACAGCAUUACGUUCAAGGAUGUACAAGGCGAGCAAAUGGCGAUUGUGUCCUCCACUGGUGAGACACUUCUUCUCAAGGCGUCAACUUCAGAUGACGCUGCUGCAACCGAGUCCAAGUGGAAGAGUAUGAUCUUGACUCAACAAAAGACAAUCAAGAACAACGAGAGCUCAUUCAGCAAGCGUGACUCUUUACAAAUGUAUCAGUAA